Messenger RNA from Musca domestica (house fly), 486 nucleotides. RefSeq lists its product as uncharacterized. The record is from RefSeq and is a predicted model, not a curated record. NCBI's taxonomy places the organism in Eukaryota, Metazoa, Arthropoda, Insecta, Diptera, Muscidae. The transcript is spliced from 2 exons. The coding region runs from base 84 to 350 and encodes 88 amino acids.
GAAAGCAAUAUAAAAGCUACGAAAUUCACAAAUCAAUAACCAGUCCACUUUGAAAAUUGAACAUACAGGCAUCUGACAUCAAAAUGAUAAAAUUUCUGUUUAUAAUUUUAUUGUUAGCCGUUGUUGUGACAAUGGGCCAUGACCAUCAUAACAGACCACCAUAUUAUGGUGGUAAUCACGGUGGCCACCACGGUAGCUAUGGUGGUUCUGCAGGCAAACAUCAUGGUGGUUCCAGUUAUCACCAUAGAGGAUAUGGUGAACAUCGCGGUGGUUACGGUAGCCAUCAUGGCGGUCAUCACGGUGGCUUUAGCGCCCAUGGUUCACAUGGUCGUCACCACAAACGACAUUAAGACGCCAUCACGAGUAAUAAUUAAAUAUUAUUAUAUUAACUAAUUUUCAAACAAUUAUCAAAAUAUUUUAAGAAAAUAAAGUAAAAUCAAUAAAAAUUAAAUAAGACAAUAUCUAUAAAUUAUAUUUUUAUGAAAA